Molecule: messenger RNA, 1126 nt
Organism: Anopheles aquasalis
Lineage: Eukaryota; Metazoa; Arthropoda; Insecta; Diptera; Culicidae
Source: RefSeq, a predicted model, not a curated record
CGCUCGUCGAUGUUUUGUGUACAAACAACACAUCUCGCGUAUCAGACGGAGUGGUACGGGAAAAGUUCCGAUAAAACAGGUAAAUUAGGAAUAGAAAUCGUUGAUUAUGAACACAACUGGACCACGGGAGUUCAACCAGUAGAGGCUAGUAGUAGCCCAGCACCAUGAAAGUGUGCAAUCACAGUAGCCCGGUAGUGUUUAGUGUGAAUAGCGUGCAUUGAAAAUGGAACCACCGAGGGCGCUUUGGAGCGAUGAUGAAACGUUCGAUCUGCUGGACAUUAUCAAGCUGCAAAAUGUGAGUGAAGCGUUCCUGCUGGGCGAUCCAUCCCUACGCCACACACAUGAGGCGAUUUACAAGAGCAUCGCGAAGGAAAUGUGGUUACGCGGCUACAUCGACAAGCACGCGGACGAUGUGCAGCUGCGCUGGGAGAAACUGCUGCGGUGCUACCAUAAAGCGGUGCGCGUUGACGAUUGGACUAUUGCGGGGCCAUUCUACGAGGAACUGCACGAGCUGCUGAGUGAGGAACGGAAAAGCUGCCCGGGCGCCGAUCCGGCCCCGAAACCGAAAACCAUCGAAGAGCCUUGUGACAGCAAAUCGAGCGAAAUGAACGAGUCCCCCCAGGGUAGUACCAAGGGCAUGAUAACACGUAGAAAGAUCUUGAAAAGGAUUCAAAGCCAUCGCUACAAGGAGGAUGGCGCCUACUACAGAAAGUGCCGCGAGCUGAACGAGUUUGGUGCCACGCUUUAUGGACAGUUUUCGAAAAACAGAGACCACAAGUUCAAUGGGUUACUUGAUAAAAAUAGUAGCAACAUCAUAGCACAGUUCCGGCGGAUGGUCGAUGGGAAAAGUGUAGCCAAAAGAGCGACAAGCAAAGCUGCCGCAGCCGAGGACGCCAACGAUCAUCGGAACGGGGAUGAAGACUGUUCCUACGAAGUGGUAGUUAGUGAGUCUUAGCGUAUAAGUUAACAACUAGAUAAGAACAAUAUUAGAAGAAUCAUAACAGAAAUCAGCUGGAGACGCGGUGACAGUGCGAAGCGGCGGAUAAAUUCUGUUGAACGAACACUGAAAUCGAAAUUAUAAACCAGAAUCCAUCUUUAAAAAAAAUAGUGCGUUUAUGCAAGUUGA